UGCCAGCUUGCAGCAUCAGACGAAUGAGAGCUCGAAUGAGUCGAGUCGAGUCGAGUCGAGUCAGAGCCAUUUCAGCAGCAAACGUUGGACUGGUUGAACUCAUCACCCACCAACCGUCAAAUCGUCGAUGCCUUGCUCUGCUGUGCCUUGGGCUCGAGUAGUACUGUACCAUCUCUCUGGCUGCCACUUGUUUCGUUCCGAGAGGCCAUAAUCCCAUGGAAAUGGAUGAUAACAACGAACAACCACAGGAAACAGCCUUUCAGGAAGCUCUGAUGGAGGAAGCAUCCCUUCUAGCUGCCCAAUUUCAAGAACAUGACCUCUCCAUGGUCAUGACACAACAAGAGCAUGGGAACGCCUUGGCCGUUAAACAGCGCGUAGAAUCUUGCUCGGAACUGGACAACGUCAACGAUUUUCAAUAUGCUCACUACGCGUUGGUGGAUGAAGCCAAUACGGACAUCGCCGUCGAAAAGAUUCGCAAUCUCCAGGAAUUUCGCAAACGAUAUCAUCUCAACGAUACUGUUGAACAGGGGAUGCAAUACCUCCAAGCCUUCAUGACGCAGCAACCCGGAUUCCUUCUUCAUGUGGAUUGCUGUGCCAGCACAUAUGAAGCAAUUCGCGUCUUGGACGUGGGCAAACUCAAUCCCGCUGCGGCUCUCGCGGUCGGUACAGGUGGCGAUUUGGACUACAACUGGAGACAACUGGUCUGUGGCUUGUAUUAUAUGCACACUGCCUGUUCUCCUUAUCUGGCGAGUGUUCGACAGGGCGUCUUUGAAAUUGCCGAUCUCGAUGGCUUUAGCUCGCAACAAAUGAAUAUGGAAUUUGAGUACCGGCGUCACGGAGAAUUGGUUGGAUGUUAUCCCAUCAAGUUCAAAACCAUCAUGGCCUACAAUACCGGCUAUUUUGCAAAUGUGAGUUGGAAUUUGAUGAAACACCUCAUGAAUGACAAUGUCCGAAACAGCAUUCAACUGGGGUGUCAAAUUAUGGAUGGAGCGGCCGGGGGCAAUCGAAGACUCUCAGAUUUCUACCUCCAACCGUCUUUGGAAGAGGCGCAACGGACCGUGCUCGAUCGAGCUAGAAUUCUUCUCACCAUACGAUAUCACAAUGAACAGACGUUUCAAUUGUGAUAGUAGAGGGAUAAUAUGUUUUACUAGUGGAAGAUAUGCACAGGAGUAGCUCGCCUUUGGUCAAUGAAUAGCUAGCCAGUGUCGUCUUGUCAAUGACGGAGCAAUGCUGUGUAUCCUAGCUAGCGAGCGAAUUGCCCAAACAGAUAUCUGUAAUGACCUGAUUCUUGGAUUGGAUUCAAUCAUGUAUUGGGUGGAUGGGAC
Seminavis robusta is the source of this 1325-nucleotide messenger RNA. The record is from the annotation of a GenBank genome assembly. Lineage: Eukaryota; Bacillariophyta; Bacillariophyceae; Naviculales; Naviculaceae.